AUGCCGCCUCCCUUGCACCCCCUCGCUCCCGCGAGGCCACGAGGCCUGCGGCAUUCUUCAGCGCCCCGGACCCCAGAGCCAGCUGCCGACGGAACUUUACAACAACCUUCGUCGCCUCCCCGACCACGAUUUCGGCUCAAGAGGCGCACCGUAUCGGAGCGAACAGCGCCUACCCAGCAGUUUCUCGCCUCUGUCGCUGCAGCGGAUGUUCCCAUCCCCAGCAUCGAAGAACCCCAGGUGUACGACGACGACGUCAUGCUCGACUCGGAAAUCUAUCCAGGAGUUCCGCUUCUCGGCAAUCUCGACGACAUUAGGUUCGCGGAGCACGACAUCCGCGGCAGACAAAUUUCCGGCCCCAAGACGCCCGCACCCCGUGCUAUCCCCUCGCUAUCGCCCAAGCGAUUCCCGGACUGGUCCAUAGAUGCUUCGUUCAGCAGCGUCGAGUCAAGCCCCGAGUGUGAAUCGAGCCGCCCGUCAACCGCUCGAUCAACCCAGACGAGCGCGUCGCUCUUCAGCCGGUAUUCUUUGACGUCGGAAGACUUCAGUCAGUGCGCCAGCCCAGACGAGGAGCAUGCAGAAAAAUUUGCAUCCUUGUUGCCUCCCGGGGACCUUGAAAAGACCAUCAGAGCCCCUGCGCAACGUGGUAAGCUCAGGAAGGCACCGUGGACCAGGGCCAUGAGCAAGCAUCUCUGGGCGACUUAUAUGAUGUACCUGCAAGAUCCCAAGGUCACGCCCUUCAGGGUUGGCAAGAGUGGCAUCCCGCCCUCGGGUGUCUGCAUGCGCGUGGCCCGGGAAGCCAAGAGAUCUUGGAAGGGAUCUCGCCCGCAGACCAAGGCGGACCCCAAGAGUGGGAGUACGACGCCCACUGCCGAGGUGCAGGGACCCUAUGUGCAAUGGCCCCAUACCUGUGCCGCCACGCGUGCGCAUCUGCGAGAGAUGUGCAAGGCCAACAGCGGCGCAGCAUCGCGUGGUUCGCACUGCAUGGCUCGGAGCCCUACGCCUUUCGGUAGGGCCGCAACCCGCGUCAGGAACCGCCGCUCAGCUCCCCUCCGGUCUCCCUCGGUAUUCUCAGGCUCCGACAUGGCCAUGUCGCUAACGAUGUGCACGGCGGACUCUAUGCAGCCGUCGGGACCUCUCGCACAGCUCACCAGCUCGCGGCCCAAGCUUGAGCUGGACCUUCUCACACCGGCCAGUGACAUAUCUCGCGGACACACACAUGCUGUCCGUUUAGGGUCUCCCUUUAUGGCCAAAAGCUAUGGCCCGAGCUCAUCAAGCAACCUGGCAGAAAGCCUCGGGGCUCGCGCUGAGUCUCACAGGCAGAGUCAUACGCUGGGCACACGCCGCAGCCUCGGGUCGCCGGUGCGGCUAAGCGACAGCCGGUCCAGCACCCAAAAGCGCCGCUCGCGGCAAUCGAUCCUGGAGACGCGGAGAUCCAAGCGACCUAGUCUCGGCUCCGACUUCUGGACAGACCCUUCAUCAGCGGCUGAGAGCUCCUCCGCCGCGUCGGUAUUUUCGUCGUCGUUUCCCGAGUUCUGCUCCACGAGCUCCAACGUCCGCGAUGAUCUGUUUGUCCCGAGAACGAAUGUCCAGGAACUCUUCGAGUCGUCAAACUCGGCGCCCUUCCAUACCACGGCUGUUGCUGCAGCGAUCCCCAAUCCUGCCGGCUUGGCGCCGCCUAUGAUGGCUCCUCCUCGACUUGGGUCGCCAUUCUCUGGAAAAAGCCAGAGCUUCUCAUUUCCGAGCCGAAACCCCAACACCUCAGUCAUAGACUUUGCUGCUGUUCGACGGCCGUUCGCCACCGUGCAUCAAUCCGCGGACAGCGUCGCGAGCUCCGCCAAACCGUCACUCGCAAACCGUCUGGCCUACAUUGACGAACGGCUAAAAGACUUUCGUCGAAGAGACCCUAGUGAGCGGCGGUCUCACUCGCCGUUGUGA
Molecule: messenger RNA, 1935 nt
Organism: Purpureocillium lilacinum
Lineage: Eukaryota; Fungi; Ascomycota; Sordariomycetes; Hypocreales; Ophiocordycipitaceae
Source: RefSeq, a predicted model, not a curated record